Molecule: messenger RNA, 739 nt
Organism: Fundulus heteroclitus (mummichog)
Lineage: Eukaryota; Metazoa; Chordata; Actinopteri; Cyprinodontiformes; Fundulidae
Product: syntaxin-binding protein 5-like
Exons: 2
Coding region: 445-714 (89 amino acids)
Biological process (GO): regulation of protein secretion; regulation of exocytosis
Cellular component (GO): cytoplasm; SNARE complex; plasma membrane
Molecular function (GO): GTPase activator activity; syntaxin binding; myosin II binding
Source: RefSeq, a predicted model, not a curated record
GUGGCAGGAUUUCAGUAGAAACCUCCAUUCUGUCAGACAUGCGCAAGAGCAGCAGCUCAUCCACCGCUGCGCUGCGUUUCCGCCUUGGCUGAGCAAACGCGCCGCACACAGUCCGAGAGGGGCGGGGAGUGGAGCCGAGACGCAGUGGUGGUGGAGAGGGGGAACGGAGCGAGCACGGACUCGAGCAAAUUAUUCCGUACGCCAGCCUCCACGUUUAUUCCCCCCUUGGAGAGGCGACCUGUGAGGUGCGCGCCGGAGCCUUCCCAGCAUGGACACUGCGCUAAAGGAGAGGCUCUAAGAUGUGACGCUCACAAGGGAGAUCAGGGGAGACAGAGAGCGCGCGUGCGCGUCUGUGUGUGUGUGCGUGCUCGUGAGAAAGAAAGUGGGCUGCACUCAUCUUUCUUUUUUGCGGGUGAUUUCAAAUCUGAGCAACGCGGCGUGAAAAUGAAGAAGUUCAACAUCAGGAAGGUGCUGGACGGUUUGAAAGAGGCGUCCUCCUCCUCUUCCUCCUCCACGCCGUCUGUCCAAGUAGGGCCCCAGGAGAACAACCUGAUCCAGGAGACGCUCCAGUCUGAGCAUUUCCAGCUCUGCAAGACUGUCCGUCAUGGCUUCCCCUAUCAGCCGUCCUCAAUGGCUUUUGACCCCGUGCAGAAGAUCCUGGCCAUUGGUACCCAGAAUGGAGCUCUCAGAUUGUAUCCUUUCAUUUUCCUUUGAGCUGUUGCAGAAAGCUGUGCCCUGA